AUGGCGAGGAGCGCGCGGGACUGCCUGCUGGCGUGCCUGGAGAACUUGAGCGAGGCCGAGAUGAGGAGGUUCAAGGCCAAGCUGAACGGGAUCCGCGUGCGCAGGGGCAACGAGAACAUCCCCCGAGGGAAGCUGCAGGAGGCGGAGACGCUGGACCUGACGAACAUGCUGGUCAGCUUCUACACCGAGAAGUACGCCGUGCAGCUGACCGCCAAGGUGCUGAAGGCCAUCAACUGCAAGGACCGCGCCGAGGAGCUCCUGAUCGCCACCGGGAACAUUCGACGGCUCAAUGGCGGGGAACUCUGCUUACGGAGCAAAGAGGCGGCGGGUCCUCCUCCACUCCCCGAGGGCCCUGGGUCAGUCGGGUUCCCAGGGCAGCUGUGGGCCAGCCUCCACCGCCCUUUUUCUCUUUCUUCCUCCAGCGCUGCUGCCGGCGAGACCAGCCGGGAAAGGACGCGCAGCCCCCCGAGGAUCGCUCGCAGCCCAGAGAGGACGCGCAGCCCCCCGAGGAUCGCUCGCAGCCCAGAGAGGACGGGCAGCCCUCCGAGGAUCGCUAGCAGCCCAGAGAGGACGGGCAGCCCUCCGAGGAUCGCUCGCAGCCCAGAGAGGACGGGCAGCCCCCCGAGGAUCGCUCGCAGCCCAGAGAGGACGGGCAGCCCUCCGAGGAUCGCUAGCAGCCCAGAGAGGACGCGCAGCCCCCCGAGGAUCGCUAGCAGCCCAGAGAGGACGGGCAGCCCUCCGAGGAUCGCUAGCAGCCCAGAGAGGACGCGCAGCCCCCCGAGGAUCGCUCGCAGCCCAGAGAGGACGGGCAGCCCUCCGAGGAUCGCUAGCAGCCCAGAGAGGACGGGCAGCCCUCCGAGGAUCGCUAGCAGCCCAGAGAGGACGGGCAGCCCUCCGAGGAUCGUUAGCAGCCCAGAGAGGACGCGCAGCCCCCCGAGGAUCGCUAGCAGCCCAGAGAGGACGCGCAGCCCCCCGAGGAUCGCUAGCAGCCCAGAGAGGACGGGCAGCCCCCCGAGGAUCGGUAGCAGCCCAGAGAGGACGCGCAGCCCCCCGAGGAUCGCUAGCAGCCCAGAGAGGACGCGCAGCCCCCCGAGGAUCGCUAGCAGCCCAGAGAGGACGCGCAGCCCCCCGAGGAUCGCUAGCAACCCAGAGAGGACGGGCAGCCCCCCCGAGGAUCGCUAG
This is a messenger RNA of Podarcis raffonei (Aeolian wall lizard), 1182 nucleotides long. RefSeq names its product polycystic kidney disease protein 1-like 3. The transcript is spliced from 2 exons. Bases 1 to 1182 code for a protein of 393 amino acids. NCBI's taxonomy places the organism in Eukaryota, Metazoa, Chordata, Lepidosauria, Squamata, Lacertidae. The record is from RefSeq and is a predicted model, not a curated record.